Molecule: messenger RNA, 781 nt
Organism: Fulmarus glacialis (Northern fulmar)
Lineage: Eukaryota; Metazoa; Chordata; Aves; Procellariiformes; Procellariidae
Product: tyrosine-protein kinase Fer-like
Exons: 3
Coding region: 64-420 (118 amino acids)
Biological process (GO): multicellular organism development; protein phosphorylation; positive regulation of kinase activity
Cellular component (GO): signaling receptor complex
Molecular function (GO): ATP binding; transmembrane receptor protein tyrosine kinase activity
Source: RefSeq, a predicted model, not a curated record
GACCUGGCUGCAAGGAACUGCUUGGUAGGUGAAAGCAACAUUUUGAAAAUAAGCGAUUUUGGAAUGUCCCGGCAAGAGGAUGAUGGUGUGUACUCAUCGUCAGGCCUAAAGCAGAUUCCUAUCAAGUGGACUGCUCCAGAAGCUCUCAACUAUGGGAGAUACACAUCUGAGAGUGAUGUAUGGAGCUUUGGAAUCCUUUUGUGGGAGACCUUCAGUUUAGGAGUGUGUCCGUACCCUGGAAUGACCAACCAACAAGCACGAGAACAAGUCGAGAAAGGCUACCGAAUGUCAGCACCGCAAAAAUGUCCAGAAGAAAUAUAUAAAAUAAUGCAGAGGUGCUGGGACUACAAACCAGAAAACCGGCCAAAAUUCAGUGAGAUUCAGAAAGAGCUGUCUUCAAUCAAAAAGAAAGUGACAUAGUGAUAAACAAGUGCCAAACUCAGUGUGUGGGACUUUAUUUUCCAGUGAAGUAAUUUUUUCCCCUCAAACACUAUGCGUUUAUACAACAUUAUUUGCAAUAUUCUUCUAGGAUUACGUUGAAAUUAACUGGUUUUUUAUAUACAUGUGUACCAUCUUGAAUGGUGUCUACACCUGCAUUAAAGACAUAUACUGCGAAAUGCUAUAUAUCCAGUCACAGUAAUAUUGUCAUUUAGGUUACAUGUAAAUAGAAAAGCACAUACUAUAGAUUUAAGGGACUGUGGCUUCUAUCUGUUUUACAGCAAGUAACUGCUAGUGACAUUUUUCAGAGGUUUUCUACUUUAAGCUGUGUUGUCACUCUGCU